Molecule: messenger RNA, 555 nt
Organism: Penicillium nucicola
Lineage: Eukaryota; Fungi; Ascomycota; Eurotiomycetes; Eurotiales; Aspergillaceae
Product: GNAT family N-acetyltransferase
Exons: 1
Coding region: 1-555 (184 amino acids)
Molecular function (GO): acyltransferase activity, transferring groups other than amino-acyl groups
Source: RefSeq, a predicted model, not a curated record
AUGACAAACCCACCACUCCAGCACAAAACCUGGACAAAAGACGAAUACGAAAUCUCAAUGAAUCCAAACCUCAUCCCAGUCCAGACGCUAAAUACCUGGUUCGCCAGCAAAGAGGUCUACUGGGCAAAACCAAUGCCCGAAGAAGCCAUGCAAGCAACACUCCAAAACUCCCUCUGUUUCGGUCUCUACCACCGUUCCCCAAACAGCGCAGGUCUCGAAACCCGAGAAUUCAUCGGAAUCGCACGAUGCAUCACAGAUUCCACGACGUUCAUCUACCUCACCGACGUGUUCAUUCUGCCGUCUUACCAGGGUAGCGGACUUGGUAAGUGGCUGGUUGGUUGUGUCCAGGAGGUUAUUGAGGGUAUGCCGUAUCUGAGGAGGUCACUUCUCUUCACUGGGGAUUGGGAGCGCUCUGUGCCGUUUUACGAGAAGAUGAUGGGUGUUGAUGUUGUUGAGUGUCGCGUGCCUGGUGAUGGGGCGGAGGGCCUGGGGUUGGCUGUUAUGAUGAGAAAGUUUGGGGGACAUCCUGAUUUUGUGGAUGGUGAGGGGAAAUAG